Messenger RNA from Xyrichtys novacula (pearly razorfish), 2798 nucleotides. NCBI's taxonomy places the organism in Eukaryota, Metazoa, Chordata, Actinopteri, Labriformes, Labridae. The record is from the annotation of a GenBank genome assembly.
AGUGCACCUCCCACACCCAACAUCACUCCCAGUACUUAGUUUCUGGUCCCCCUCUAGACUCAUUGCCUUCUUUGGAUCAGUUUCAUGUGGAAGUGCUCUCUGAGAGGAGAAACAGUUUGGGCUUUGACUUUUUGGUGCAACUUUUGCAGCAGUUACUUACUCAUCACUUCAACAAGAUGUGUACCGGAAAGUGCUCUCGUUUCAUUGCGGUGACUCUGUACCCGUUAGCAGUCAUAUCCAUCAUCUGUAACAUAGUGCUGUUUUUCCCGGGCGGGGAUGUCAAGUACGCCCAAAAUGGACACAUUACAGAGGAGGUGAAAUACAUGGGGGGCCUCAUUGGAGGGGGUUUAAUGGUAAGUUGAACUACUUAUUGUCGGUGACUGAAGCAUGUGACUUGAAAAUAAGAGCAAUAUGUGUGUUAGUAGAAGGGUUGAGAUUAAACUAUAAAGUAUUUCAUUUACAGUGUAUCUCUAUCUCAACUGAAGUAAAUAUUCAAACUGCUUUUGAGCUAAACCCUGUUAGGAGGGAUCCCAGUAUUGUUUUUCAAGUCUAUAAAUAUUAAAAAGUUUUAAAUUAUCCAGAUAAAACAAAAAUAUUGACAUGUUGUGGUUAAAAUGACCAGAUUUGUACCUGUACUGUGCAGUCAACUUCUCUGUCCUUCUGUAGGUGUUGGUCCCAGCACUUUACAUCCACUUGACUGGAAAACAGGGCUGCUGUGGGAAUCGCUGUGGGGUGAGCCAGGACUAAAAAAUGCAUAUUAAUUUGUGUGUGCGUCUGUUUGGGUGUGUAUCUGAGUUGCUUAAAUAUUUAAGGAUUGUAACUGGUACCAGGACAGGUUAAAUAUUAAAAAAGAUUUAUAUCUGAAUCAUUUAAUCCAAAUUCAAGGUACAAAAAGGAGGUCACCAAUAUUAAUGGAUAACUCAAUUUGUAAAUUAUACUGCAGGGUGUGUCAUCACUGCACCCUUUGUCUCAUACUAUCUGCGGAUAGAUAACCCACACUGCAAUAAACAGCAGAACAUCUCCAUAGGAAAAAAAAAAAAAACUUUUAAAAGUUUUCAACAAUGCUCGGUAAAAUGAUGUGGAUAAAAGAUUAAAUAUCAGUGAGAUAGAAAACAUCAAAAGUUUAUCAAAUCAUGUGAAAUUGAGUGUGGGUACAGUUCUUCUUGCUGUAAAAAAAUGUCUCAGUGUUGGAUUUUGCAGCUGCUUGUUUGUUUAGACAAAACCAAACCAGUACUAGUGCAAAAGUCCACAUGCCACUGAGAGCCUGUUUCCUUUCAGUUCAUAUUUCAAAAAUGUGAGGGGGAGGAUAAGGAUGGGUGAGAGUUGAAUUGGCUGUCUCUAAAAGUACAUCCAAAAUGCGUUUCUAACCUCUGGAUAUCAUUUCUGUCUUGUAGAUGUUCCUAUCUAUUGUACUCGCCGCUGUGGGAGUGGCUGGUGCUCUGUACAGCUUCAUAGUGGCAGUGCUCGGUUUGCAGAAUGGACCUCUGUGCAAAGUUCUUCUGAUCUGGAAUACACCCUUUAAAGGAGGGUGGGUUGCAUGAUAAUGAUGACUUGAUAACCAGAAUCAUUUUAAAGCUUUUCACUCAUGGAUCUUCUCUGUUUCACAGUGACAGGAAUUACCUGACUGACAAAACCUGGUGGGGCAUAUGCACAGAGCCUGAAAACAUUGUGGAUUUUCACAUUGGACUCUUUGCGACUCUGUUGGCCACCAGCUGUCUGGAGCUGAUCCUCUGCGCCAUCCAGAUGAUCAAUGGGCUCUUUGGCUGCCUAUGUGGAACCUGCAACAAGGGGGUUGUCUGAGAUGGAAACAGACUCUUCACUGAUGAAUAGUGCUCUUUCAGAUUCUUUCCCUUGUUUUUUUUUUCCUCUUUAUUUUUUUUUACUCAAAACCAUGUGAGGUCUUAACAGUUGACUGGCGCACCCUGCUGGACAACAGAGUAAUUUUCCGUCCACAUUUGUUUAAACUACCACAUAAAAAUGUUGAAUGUAUUUCUCUACAGAUUUUUUUUUAUACUUUUAUGUGUAUAUCAUGAUGCUUAGCACUUCACUAUAACAUGACACAAAUCUGAAGUAUUUGGAAGAUAUUGAAGAAUUUUGUAAAAAUGGCAUUUUGGAAAUAAGUCUUGUCAGUUAUAUGGAUGAUUUUUUUUUAAAUAAAACUUCUUAAUAUACGUUUCAGUAACACUUUAUUAUUGUGAAUCAUAUGAGUUCCUAAUAAGUGUCAUGUCCUUCACCCAAAUCCUUCACACUUUAUCUCUUCAACAUAAUAGUUUGUCACUUUAACCAAAGAUUAUUUUUCCCUCACAAAGAGUGACUGUGACUGUAAGCUAACUGAAAAAGUGCACCUUUAAAUGUUAGUGCUGUUUAAAGAUUUAUAAGAAGCUAAUAAGGUCUUAUUAGUGGUUCAUUAACAAUAAUCAAUGUUUAUUAAAGGACCUUAAUAUGAAGUUUUACCAUCUGUUAAAAUACACAAAAUACAGGACAGUGGUAAUCAUUUAUGACACUUUUAAUGGAGGUUUUAUCACGGCACUGAGUAGAUGGAUUUGUUAAAAAACUAACAUUACACUGUCAUCAUGGAGUGUUAGUGGUUUGACCAUGAACUUCCGUCUGUGGCUUUAACAUAAUGACAUUUCUUGACCCGCAUCAAAGAAGCAUGUCUAAGAUUUCUUAAUCCUAAUUUAAACCCACUGAAAAACAAAUUGCAAAUAAAAACACAGUGUGCAAAUGGCACAUUUACCAAGGCAGCUGAUUGUUUUGCAUGGAUUUGUACAAUAAUAAAUGUCUCACACCAAAGAAAA